Molecule: messenger RNA, 4555 nt
Organism: Cherax quadricarinatus
Lineage: Eukaryota; Metazoa; Arthropoda; Malacostraca; Decapoda; Parastacidae
Source: RefSeq, a predicted model, not a curated record
AGUGUGAGCAGGGUAAUAUUUAGUGAAGGGAUUCAGGGAAACCGGUUAUGUUCAUAUAGUCGGACUUGAGUCCUGGAAAUGGGAAGUACAAUGCCUGCACUUUAAAGGAGGGGUUUGGGAUAUUGGCAGUUUGGAGGGAUAUGUUGUGUAUCUUUAUACGUAUAUGCUUCUAAACUGUUGUAUUCUGAGCACCUCUGCAAAAGCAAUGAUAAUGUGUGAGUGUGGUGAAAGUGUUGAAUGAUGAUGAAAGUAUUUUCUUUUUGGGGAUUUUCUUUCUUUUUUGGGUCACCCUGCCUCGGUGGGAGACGGCCGACUUGUUGAAAAAAAAAAAAACAUGUACGUGUAGUGUGACCUAAGUGUAAGUAGAAGUAGCAAUAUGUACCUGAAAUCUUGCAUGUUUAUGAGACAGAAAAAAAGACACCAACAAUCCUACCAUCAUGUAAAAUAAUUACAGGCUUCUGUUUUACACUCACUUGGCAGGAAGGUAGUACCUUCCUGCCAAGGUAGUACCUUCCUGGGCGAUUGCUGUCUACCAACCUACUACCUAGACUAAAAUUAUCUUUAUAUUAAUGCAGUAGCCUGCAUGACAACACACCCAGGCUCAUAGUAACACACCCUGGCUCAUGGCAACACACCCAGGCUCACAGCAAAACGCCCAGCCACUCACAGUUGAUCAUCUAAAUCAGCAGUGGGCAAACUACGGCCCACCAAAGGUUUUCAUGUGGCCCACCAAGCUCAAGUUUUAUGAAUCUCUACACUCUGAAAAGCUUCAAAAUCUGAAAAAAAUUUCAAGAAAGAUGUUUGUGUUGUUUGCAUCAGCUUACAUUUGUGAGCAGACUUUCUCUAUAAUGAAAGGCCCCUGCACUGAAAAGUUUGCCCACCCCUGGUCUAAAUGGUCCAUUGUGUGUCCAAAUGGUCAUUUAAUAUGUGUCCGUCAGACCAUCAAUUACAUGAUAGGUUGUGUGUGUAUAUAAUUUUCCAUAAUAUUAUUGAAAAUGUCUGAUAGCGUAAAUAUACAACAUUUUUCGUGGCCCCCGAGUGACAUUCUUCCUGUGUUAUUGUACCUUCAACACAAGUGAGAUACUCUUAGCUACUCCUUGGCACUAUAUCUUGUGAAUGAUGCAAAGAUCUUAAGCCAAGUAGUUGGUCAAAAUGAUUAAAAAUCCCUACUGGAAGACUUAAUUAAAUUCAUCCAGGGAAUGAUAAUUGUAUGAUGGCAUUUAACUUAAAAUGAGUGUCACAUGAUUGAAGGGGAAGAGUGAAAACAGGCUACAUAAAUAUAGAUUGUGCAAUACACUUCAAAACUGACAAAAGGUAUUUAAGAGUAAUUAUAGCAAUAGAUUAACACUGGAAGAUCACAUAAAUGCAGUAGUGAAAAAAUUGUAUGCUAUUAUGAAUACAGGUGUAGUUUACUGGCCUUCACACCUGGCUGUAGCACAAUAACUACUUAGGAACGAGCAAAAAGGCAGCAGAGGAAGUAAAUAUUUGUAUUUCCUUUACAUAAUAGUAAUCAGGUAGGUACAAUAUGUAUAGUCUAGGUAUAAUCGGGAAAAUGCAAGCAAGAGACACGAUGAGAAUUGUGUAGCAACCAGACUUGAAGGGAAGUCUGCCAUGGAUGAUUUACGAGUGUACCACAUCGCUUCACAUCUUUGGCCCUUGUAGGUUUAGUGCUUCUUUUUGAUUAUAAUAAUUCACAACUUUGGCAGGCUUCCUUGUGAUUGGCUUGUUGAACCAAGGUACUAGCAUAGCGAUGGAGCCCCUACUCAUUAUGCCCUUAGCAUCUCGUUUGCUGGUAAGGACGACAUGCCUAUGUUGUUGUGUGACAUGCACUGAAUGAUAUGUAACAUACUCUCAACAUACCACAUAUGCUAUACUGAGAAGCAAGCUGUAUAACCCUUUCAAGUUUAUUAUUAUUAUUAUUAAUCGGAAAUUUUUUUGUGCUGUUGACAGGCUCUUGAUCUAAAAUUGAACCAGUGCUCCAGUUCCUUGAAUUGUGUCUGAAUACCUUCCAUUUACCCGCAGGAACUGUAUGACUCCUACAGGCUUAGCACUCCCUGUGAGUGUAAUAAUAAUUAUUAUUAUUAUUUUAACACACCGAGGCAGGGUGACCCUUAAAAGAAGAAAUCAUCUCCAAUCAUCCUCGUAUAUAGCUCCAGCAAAAAAAUUGGCUAGAAGAUGUGUCCAAAUCAAGUAUGAAGAGGAGCCCAAAAUAGAUCGACUCUCUUCAAACCAAAAUGGAAUUCAUUCUGACACUCAUCCUCAAGCAAUAAAUAGAAACUCUAAUGAUGAAUACAACCAUUGUGCAGGCACGAAAAAACUCAAAAUGGAAGAUGAAGAAAAGGCAUUACAGUCAAGAUGGGAGCCACCACACUGGCAGGAGGUUCUGAAGAACAUUCGGCAGAUGAGAGCUGCACGAGAUGCUCCUGUUGACUCCAUGGGAGCUCAAAAGUGCACGGAUGUGGAUGCCCAACCUGAAAUAUACAGGUUCCAGGUACUUGUUUCUCUAAUGUUGAGUAGCCAAACAAAAGACCAGGUGACCCAUGCAGCCAUGGCCAAGCUACGAGCACAUGGACUUACUGUUGAUAACAUCCUGGCAACAGAUCCUGACACUCUUGGUCAGCUUAUACAUCCUGUUGGGUUCUGGAAGAAAGUUGUGUAUAUAAAGAAAACGUGUGAAAUACUGAGGAAGUAUUAUGGUGGGGAUAUUCCUCCUACACUUAAAGACAUGUGUAAGCUUCCAGGAGUUGGACCAAAAAUGGCUCACCUCUGUAUGGAUAUUGGCUGGGGAAAACUAACAGGCAUUGGUGUUGACACACACGUGCAUCGCAUCAGCAAUCGACUGGGAUGGACUGGACGCGAUACAAAAACACCAGAAGAAACUCGAAUUGCUUUGGAAUCCUGGAUGCCAGAAGAAAUAUGGAGUGAUACCAAUCUGCUUAUGGUCGGGUUUGGGCAACAAAUAUGUUUACCAGUGGGUCCAAAGUGCAGUCAAUGUCUCAAUGCAACACUUUGCCCCUUUGGUAUUAAUCCUCUCAGUAAAUCUCCAAAGAUAAAUUCACCAUUGAAACUGCCAGUCACUGGUAAGGCUUGUUAGUUGCACAAAUCAUUCAGCUUCUGUUUUGCCAAAAUUGUGAUGAUGUCAGUUUAGAUGACCUUGUGAACUACAAUAAUAAUACUGUAAUAACAAUGUGAAGGAAACUAUGAAAAACGUGUUAAAAUUUUAUUUGGUAACGUAUAGCAGUAGUUCAUGUCUAGGAAUUUUAAUCACUUUUAAAUAUAAAGUAUAGCAUCUACCUGAGGUAAUACUUUUCAGUAAUAAAACAACCUACAAUUAUUUAAGGAUACUAGGACACACUACUGUGAUUUAAACAAAUAUGGUAUUUAAAAUAUACCAUGGAUAAGUUUUUGGAAUGUCAUUGAAAGAAACCAGUAAUGAGAGAUUUUACCCAUAUUCAGGUCUCUGAAAUCACAUUACUGUAUUUAAUACUAUACAACAUUAAUAAUCGUUAUUGUCAUAAUGAAGUCAAGCACUAAACCUAAAAGGGUUAAUAAAAUAGAUUUUCUUUAUGCUCAGUUUGACCUUUCAGUUUUAGUGCUCUCCAUGAAGGUUAAAAAAUUUUUGCUUAUUGACUGAUAUAUUGGCACAUUGUAAACAAUUUACACAGCAAGUUCAUAAAAUACACUUACACAGCACAUGGGAAUCAUUAUUGAGGAAAUGUUUUGCCACACAGUGGCCAAACUGAUGAAGCCACUGUGUGGCAAAAUGUUUCCUCAAUAAAGAUUCCCAUAUGCUACAUUGUCACCUUCUUCAACUUGUCAGCUUUCAAACCCAUUUAUCACAUAAAAUAAUGAGGUUAAUUUGUAAGGCACAAAUGGCUGUUUCAUUUUGUACAAUUGUAUCUCAGAAUUUGAAUUUUUUUACAGACUUCUCAUUAUUUUUUUUAUAUCACCGGUAUAUUAUUUAUAUUCAUAACUAAGCGCUAAACCCACAGGGGUCAUGCAGUGCAUAUACACUGUAUAAAGAAAUAAUUUUAACCAGUUUCACUUGACACUUUCACUAUUGUACAUCAAAAUCUUUACACAAAUAACUUGCACAUAGGAAACUGAAACUACAAUAAUGUUUCAGUCCAACAUGGACCAUUUACAAGCCCAUGUGACUUAUCAGUGGUCCAAGACAGAAUAAAACAUCAUCAUAGUUUGUCUCCUACAUGCAAGUUAUUUGUCUUGUUCGAACCAUGGUAUUGUGACCUCUUAAUCUUUAUUAAAAUCUUUCUGAUGCAGGAGUUAUCAUAAGGUUACUGGAAGACUGGCAUGUUCUCAGGCCAUUAUAACGACUAACAUCUUGCUAAAGCUACCUUAUACCUAAAAGUAACAAUUUAUGAAUUAAUAUUCACAGGAUCUUCAUUAGACUAAUUGUUUCUGAAGUAUUAUUUAUAGUAAUCAUACUUAUGCAUACCCAUGCUCAUUAUUUACAUGAGAAGGCAUGAAUUACUGUCACAAACAUAUAAUGUGUAACAGAUUCCAUAAAUGUACACAGUACAGAAAAUUUCCAGUG